This is a messenger RNA of Phragmites australis (common reed), 1632 nucleotides long. RefSeq names its product protein ROOT INITIATION DEFECTIVE 3-like. Gene Ontology annotation, molecular function: protein binding. Lineage: Eukaryota; Viridiplantae; Streptophyta; Magnoliopsida; Poales; Poaceae. Gene Ontology annotation, cellular component: nuclear pre-replicative complex. The record is from RefSeq and is a predicted model, not a curated record. Bases 117 to 1397 code for a protein of 426 amino acids. Gene Ontology annotation, biological process: DNA-templated DNA replication; rRNA processing. The transcript has 8 exons.
GGACCGCGCCGCCUUUCCUCCCAGGUAGGUCCGGCUGGUCUCUUCUCCCUCCCUCCCUCAGCGCCGCCCGUAUUUGCACGCCAAAAAGAAAAACCCUAAACCCUUCUCCGCAGCCCAUGUCGCCGCCGCCGAAGCAGCUGGUGUUGGCCGCUUCCUCCGCGGAAGCUGGAGUGGCGGCCUGGGACCUCCGCACCGGCGCGGAGGACAUCCGCCUCCGCCCCUGCGCCUCUCGACUCCGCGCGCUCGCAUCCGUCGCGGACCGCUUCCUCGCCGCCGCUCAGGCCCCUCCCGCUCGCGGCAACUCCGGCAUCGUCCACUUCUACCACUGGGACAAGCCGCAGGUUGCCGUCAAGAGCUUCCCCGCCGAGCCGAUCCGCGCGCUUAUCGCGGACGCGGAAGGGAGCUACCUCAUCGGUGGCGGUGGCAAUGGCAACAUUUUCUUGUGGGAGGUGACUGGUGGAGAGCUUCUCUACACAUGGCAUGCACACUAUCGUGCUGUUAGGUGUCUCGCCCUGUAUGACUAUUUGCUUGUCUCAGGAUCAGAAGAUGGGAGCAUCAGAGUUUGGGAUCUCAUCACGGUGCUUGAUGAGCAGUCAAGGUUGGAUGCCAAUACAUCGUACUUGCAUAACUUAAGUCAGCAUGCGCUACCGGUAACUGACAUUGCUUGUUUCCUUGGAGGAAUUGCUGUCUCAUCUUCAGAGGAUCGAACCUGUAAAAUUUGGAGUAUAUCUGAGGGUAGGAUGCUAAGAAGCGUUUCAUUUCCUGUUAUUAUUGAUUCCGUGGCACUAGACCCAAGAAGUCAUAUUUUCUAUGCUGGUGGUAGAGAUGGAAAGAUAUAUGUCACUGCUAUGGGUGUUGAUGUCAUUUCUCAUGGUAGUGAUGAGUCGCCUAUUCUUGGCGCUUUGGAUGACCACAGCAAGGCAGUAACCAGCUUAGCAACGAGCAUAGAUGGACUUCUACUGGUGUCUGGAUCUGAGGAUGGUAAUGUCCGGGUUUGGGAUACUAGAAGUCAGCAAGUAACCCGAAAAUUCAAACACUCCCAAGGUCCGGUAACCAAUGUUCUGAUAGUAACGCCAAAACGAGUAAAUCUACCACCCUUACAACCAUUAAGUAAAGUUUGCUCAGCAAGUGGGGUAGUUGAACCACGGGCUGUAAUAUUGCCUCGGCCUGAGAACGAUGUUCCUAUUGCUGGAAAUUUAAGCUCAAUUUUUCUGGAGCGCUGCUUGGAUGAACUUCAGAAGCAUGGUGGUUCUUCCAGGCUAUUUGAUUCUGGGUCGAGCACUCAGUAUGGCGCACCAAACCAACAGGGGACAAAAUGGAGAAGUAGAUACUUGGAGUUGCAGGAUUUAUUUGCGCAUGAGGUUCUUGAUCAAAUGUCAUCCUCGAGGGACACAUGAUACCAAGCAACUGGAUAUCAUAGGUUAUUCUUGUCAGUUAGGUGAGUAUGUUCAUCAUGUUUUCACCUGCUGGUAAGCAGAGAUAGGAGUUUAGAAAGCCCAGAUGUGUUUUUUAACACAGUAAUAUAUCCUAAAAAGUCUGAUGACUUUUAAUUGUUUUUUAAACCCCUUACAGUACUUCCAAAUUCAGUAGCUUAUGGUUACAUAAUCAAGUUUUUCUAUCCAUGAUGAGCUA